AUGGUUGCCGCCAAGAAGCACGUCCCGAUCGUCAAGAAGCGCACGAAGACCUUCAACAGACAUCAGGCCGACCGGUUCGACCGUCUGUCUUCGAAAUGGCGCAAGCCUAAGGGUAUCGACAACCGUGUCCGCAGACGGUUCCGGGGCAACACUGCCAUGCCCUCGAUCGGCUACGGCUCCAACAAGAAGACCCGCCACAUGAUGCCCUCCGGCCACAAGGCUUUCCUCGUCAGCAACGCCAAGGACGUUGAGCUUCUCCUCAUGCACAACCGCACCUUCGCGGCCGAGAUCGCCCACAACGUCUCGUCGAGGAAGCGGGUCGACAUCAUCGCCAAGGCCAAGCAGCUCGGCGUCAAGGUCACCAACCCCAAGGCCAAGGUCACCACCGAGAUCUAA
Messenger RNA from Microdochium trichocladiopsis, 396 nucleotides. Its product is annotated as 60S ribosomal protein L32. The transcript has 3 exons. The record is from RefSeq and is a predicted model, not a curated record. Bases 1 to 396 code for a protein of 131 amino acids. Gene Ontology annotation, cellular component: cytosolic large ribosomal subunit; ribosome. Gene Ontology annotation, biological process: translation. NCBI's taxonomy places the organism in Eukaryota, Fungi, Ascomycota, Sordariomycetes, Xylariales, Microdochiaceae. Gene Ontology annotation, molecular function: structural constituent of ribosome.